AUGGGAAUUCUAGAGCCAACCUUGACUCCUUUCAAGGGAAAGGUCGUCACCGUCGCCGGCGCAAGUCGCGGGACCGGCUUGGCUACCGUAAAGUAUCUCGUCCUUCGAGGGGCGACAGUUUCCAUGUCGAGUUCCUCGCCAAACGGGAUUACAAAGGCGCACGCAGAGGUCCUACGGGAGUGCCCGGGAAGCGAUGACCGAAUCAUGGCAAUGGCAUGCGACAUCACAAAGUAUGAAGACGUUCAAGCCUGGAUUGCGGAGACGAUGAAGCGCUUCGGACGCAUCGAUGCCUGUGCCAAUGUGUCUGGCAAAGAGCAGAGGGAGCUCUUCCCCCUAACCGACCUUCCUAUCGAGUACUACAAAGAGAUCAUGGAUGUCAAUGUGGGCAGUGUAUGCAGCUCCUUCAGCUCACCACACUAUGGAGCAUACAUCGCAUCCAAACAUGGAGCUGCCGGUCUGACCAAGGCAGCUGCAUUUGAGGGUGCUGCGAGAGGUGUUCGUGUGAACUCUCUCAAUCCGGGUACAAUCAACUCGGAAAUGACCAGCACACCGUUCGAGCUCCCUGACGGUGGUACCUUCACGCCAACUGCGCAAACAAUUCCGCAACUGAUCAAGAGAAUGGCCGAACCUGAGGAGAUUGCCGCCUCUAUCUGUUUUCUGCUAGACGAACGGCGAGCCCGUGACAAUUUCACACACUCAGCGUACUUCUCAAUGGGGGUUGACAACCACAAGCCGUACAAAACCAGUCUCAACAACAAAUGCACUGCCAAUCUCAUCGACAAGAAGCUCAGCUUUCGCAUCUUCAGGAUGGCGGAACACUACGUCGGCGCGGCCAUCUACGCAGAAGCCCCCAACGAGCUCAUCCGCAUCCUCCAAAGCCACGAGAACCAACUGGACACCAACAACAGCAUUGACGGCAGCCACCUCUUCAUCGUCUUUGACGAAAGAUCGAUCCUUGUCAUCGACGAGGGAUCGGGCCCUGACUCCCACACUACCAGCAAACGGCACCUCCGCAAUUUCGGACCCUUUCCCGUCGUCUACCAGGAAGGAUCCAGGUCGCACACCCUCCUCAACGGUGCAACUUCUUCGUCAUCAACAGAGCCCAAGAUAAUAAUCACCACCCUUGGCAAAGAAGCCCUCAAACAUCCAUAUCCCGAAACGACGUCUUUCGCCCGCACAACACCCUUCAUCAUUACUACCACAUCGCCAGGAGGCGGCAACGAUCCAACGAUCGUCCCAGUCAUCUUUCCUUUCAAAGGGCCCCCCAUCAUCUGCUUCGGCUGUUUCCCGGGCAUUGAGUUCCCUCCAAAAUUCAAACUCACACUCAAGGUCCCCGAAUUUUGCAUCAAAAUCUUUUUCAUUGAGAUUGGCAACUGCGACAAGGGCGGAGACAAUGAGGGUGGUGACGAUAACGAGGAUGACAAAAAUGAUGAUAAAAAGAAUGACGAUGACAAGAAGGACGAAAAGACAGAGACAGAGGAGAAAUCCACGUCGACGUCAACCUCGUCUUGCACAACCACUGUCACUGCAACCCGUCAAAGUGUCUUUUGCUCCGUCACAGUCACUUCCAUCACGAGUGGAGGCAAUGCCAGACGCGACGCGCAAGCUGCCGCCACGAACUGUGUCACCAGCGCCUACACCACAAUCACCAGCUGCAGUGCGACGCCAGCGGCAACGACCGUGACAACCACAUCCACAGCAACCCACACCGACAUCCCACAACUAUGCAGACCCGGAAAAUGCGGCGGCAGGAGCGAGUGGUCCUUCUGUUCACGAUUACAAAAGAGAACAGCGGCGGAAGAGAUAUUGCUCGCACACCGGUCGUUGGAACUGGCCAAGCGCGGCUUGCCGGGUCACGGGUUCUGGUACGACCCAGAUGAGGACUAUACACCCGAAAACCGUGCCAAAUUUCUCCCCGAGCAAGUAAAUCAAAUCGGUGAGUGGCACGCCAUCAAGGACGAAAUUGGGCUUGAUAUCAGAGGCGGAUAUAUGCCGGAAUACGUGUCCCACGGCGACGCAGAUGUUGUCGGCGAAGAAAUGGGUGGCUCAAUGACGUCGAGUUACAUCCGCUUCGGCAAAGACGUCGGAGCAAUCGCGCUCGAGGGACUCUACGGCUGCACAUCCAUCGUUAUAGCCUCACAGCGUGGCGCAUGGGUCAGCCACAUCUGGGAGGAACAGCUAGGAGAAGAGGGGUCAUGGGCCCUCCUGAGCGAAAGGCUUGGCCCGCUACGUAAGGGAUAUCACGACAAAGCGCCACACGAUUGGGAAUACUCCGCGCGCGAUUUUAUGAUGUACGGUCUGGAAGACAUGAUCAUGAAGCCGGAUCUCGGGCCUGAGGGCGUUUUGUUUGGAGACGUGAACGAGAACGGGGACGACCCGAACCAGAAGACGCCUCAAGACAUCAGCGUGCGCGCUUUCAUCGUUACCCCGAAACAAAGGCCAGAAAGGCGGGUUGGGAUAGAACUUAUCCCCGACGAGGAGCUCGUGCUACCGGGAAAUCUCGCAUAUGAGCCUCAGGUCAACGGUUUGACAAGCAUCAUUUCUGAUAUCUUUGGAGAAAUUCCUAUUGAGGUGGUCGGAUAUCAGCCGUCCAAUAUCCCUUACGAUCUGUUCAAAUCUUGGGACAGAAGGACGAUUGAGAAAGACAGAGAACGUGGAGGGAGACCGGCGACAAAGGAAGAGGAACAGGAAUGGUGGGCUGAGAUGGAAGCGGAGGCGGGCGCCUGGCAGAAGAGGUUCUUGGCUAAAAGCACGCGGGGGAAGCUGCUUCUUCAAUACCAGCCCGCGGAUCCAGAUGUCUGCAGAGAGGAGGCUACAUGGCGGCUGUGGAUUGAGGACCACGAGGUCGGAGAUCGAAGCGACCAGUGGACCGCGUCCGUGGACCAGACUUUCGUGUGGAAUAGUGGUCCAAGUAACAGCAAGAGACGUGGCAAUGAGAGUUACCAUGCUCCCAACCCACUCCGACCCAGGCAGGGCAACACCGGCUGCAGUGCGAUGCCAGGCCACCCGACCCCGUUUCUAUGCCGGCCCGAGACUUGCGGCGGCGGGGACGGAUCUUCCUGCUCAAAGCCGCCAGACAGAUCAUCAGCGAGUUCACAGGAGCUCACACGGCGCACAGCGGAUCUAGAGAAGCGUGGGCAGACGGUCGAGGGUGAAUGGCCCGACCCGGAAGACUACGAAGGGGACCGUAGCAAGUUCAUGGUUGCCCAGAUGGCAGAGAUCAGAGACUGGGAGAUGAUCGGAAGACAACGCGGCACUGCUGUCAACAGUCUUUACGAGCCUCAGUACGUCGCGCACGGCUCCAGAGCCAACGUCUCCCCACAGUUCGCCGGCAUAACCACGUCCAAAUAUGUUCUUUUCGGCAAAGACGUUGCGUCAAUCGCGCUUGAGGGACUCUACGGAUGCACGUCCAUUAUCGUCGUGUCCCAGCGCGGCGCGUUUGUGAACCACGUUUGGGAGACAGUGUUCGCGUUUCCCAACGAGUGGAAGCGAGACGUGGAAGACGAAGACAGCGAACUGUGGAAAGGGCUCUAUUCAGUUCUUCCGACCAGCCCCUGGCGCAGGGUGGUGGAUUUUGCGAAGUACGGCUUGAAGGAUCUGGUUGGCAAGGAGCGCAUUGGGCCACCGGGCACUAUGUUUGGCGACGUGGCGACACCGGAUGAAGAUAAUAGGGACAAGAAAAGCUCUGAAGACCUCAACACGCGCGCUUUCAUUCUCACGCCCCGCGAGAAGCCGAAGCGAGUGGAGAAGUCUGAGGACGGUACUGAGUGGCUAUUCUUCCCAGACGAGGUUGCCCUUCCUGAGCCGAUCAACGCAAUGGAUGGCACGAUCGCAUACGAAGAUCAGGUUGACUUCCUGAAAAGUAUGGUCAGUUCUAUCUACGGCGACAUUGACGUGGAGGUUAUCACGUAUUCACCGCCUCUGAGUACGCUGCAGAUGUUGAUGGAUAAGUAUAAAAAAUACGAGGAGAGAGGCGGUAAAGACGCGCAAGGGGACGAGUUAAACAGGGAGAUUGAAGAGUUUAGCAGGUACCAGCGUGAAACCUAUGGGCCCACGCCGCGGGGAAAGCUACUUCUCCAAUAUCAACCCGCAGAUGCAGAGGACUGCAGAGACCAGGCGGCGUGGCGUCUGUGGAUCGAGGACCGCGAGUUAGGGGACCGAAGCGACCAGUGGAAAGCGUCCGAAGACCAAACCUUCGUGGCUCCGAAGGAUGACGAGUCAAGCGACGGCGAGGGAGCUGGAAGUGGAAGUGACGGUAGUCCUGCCAAAGUACGGCCCAGGCAGAACAAGGUCAAGGCAUGUCCCGUCUAUCAAGAAGAGCGGUGCGAAGUCUCUGACUGCGGCGACGCCUGUCCAGUCAUCUUGUGGAAAGACGUGGAGAAACCGACCUGGAUGACCAAGCGCGGCAUGCCGGUGGAGGGCGACUGGCCGGACCCGGAAGACUACCCCGAGGGCCGCCGGGACCGGUUCCUCAUCAACGAGUUCCAGAUCAUCACAACCUGGGACCCGAGCCCGAACAACCAAGACCUCGAGUUCUUUGGCGGAUACGAUCCGGUCUGGGUCCGGCACGGCCAACCGGAGCAUGUGGGAGUGGAGAUGGCGGGCAUGACGACGUCCAACCACGUUCGCUUCGACUCGCAGGUCGCGGCCAUCACUCUAGGGGGUCUGUACGGCUGCACGGCGGUGGUUGUGGUAUCCCAGCGCGGGGCGUGGGUGAGCCACAUCUGGGAGAACCAAAUCUACACCCAGAAAGAGUUCACGUUCCUGGUGAAUGAUAUGCUGCCCAAGGGAAUCGCCCCCGGCGAGCCUGGAGCGGAGUGGAUGAAGUUCGGGAUGAACACGAUGGUGGAGAAUCCAGACCGCGCUCCCGAGGGUGUGAUUUUCGGUGAUGUCAAGGACAAGGACGACAAUACGAAAGACGACGCAAAGUCGACCCAGGACAUUGGCACGCGCGCCUACAUCAUAGCUCCCCGCGUGCGAGCCGAGAGGUUCCGCAACGGCCAGCUCGUCCCCGAGUCCGAAUUCUUGAACGACCUGAACCACAACGUGGGCCAGAUACGGUACCCGAGCCAGGUGGGCAAACUCAAACAGAUCGUACGAGACAGCUUGGGCGACAUCCCCGUGGAGACCCUCGACUACUCGCCCCAAUCGCUGCCGAACCGCAUAGUUGAGAAGUACGAGACGCUCCGGAUGGAGAGGGUCCGGGCAUGA
This is a messenger RNA of Colletotrichum aenigma, 5211 nucleotides long. It is a transcript of the gene linC, whose product is annotated as 2,5-dichloro-2,5-cyclohexadiene-1,4-diol dehydrogenase. Lineage: Eukaryota; Fungi; Ascomycota; Sordariomycetes; Glomerellales; Glomerellaceae. The transcript is spliced from 8 exons. The record is from RefSeq and is a predicted model, not a curated record. The coding region runs from base 1 to 5211 and encodes 1736 amino acids.